UUCAACUUCACAGCCUUGCUUCUGUCUUUCUCCUGAUGAUUUGAGAGAGAGAGAGAGAGAGAGAGAGGGGGGAGGGAGGUAAACUUCGAGGGUAAGCCAUCCAAACCCCUUAAAAUGCCCACGCCACUUUUUCAUCGUCUCCUUUCCUUCUUUACUUAGAUCCUAAAUCUCCAAAACCCCAGUUUUUUUGUUAUCUUUUCUACUUCCCUCAUGUAAACAAACCCUUUCUUACAAGAUUUCUCUAAACAAAUCUUUGUUGGUCCUCUUCCUCCAGAUUUUCAGGAACUAAAUGGGGAAAAGGGACAAGAGGAAUCGUCGAGGACCUCCUAAGGAGAAAUUGGUUGUGGCUGCCCAAUCUCCAAAAGCUAUACCUCAGGAUAAAACUGCAAGUAUUGAAAAUGUUGAUGAUGGAGUUACUGCUGUAAAAGAUAGGAAACCAUGCCCCCAUUUGGACAAAGGUUUUGACCUGAAUAAAUUGUCGACUAAACUUAGGUCCUCUGAACUUAUUAGAUGUGAGGAUUGUAGGGAAAGCGGAAAUGAUAGGAGAGGAAGUAAGGGAAAGGGUAAACAUGGGAAGAAGAAGGGAAGUGCUUUGGUUGAUUCAAAAUCUGAGUCAAAAGCCAUUUGGGUUUGUUUGGAAUGUGGACAUUAUGUGUGUGCUGGAGUUGGUUUGCCAACUGCUUCUACCACCCAUGCUGUCCGUCAUCGUAGACAAACCCGUCACAACUUGGUGAUUCAGUGGGAUAAUCCUCAAUUGAGGUGGUGCUUUGCUUGCAGUACAUUCAUUCCAGUUGAGAAAAUGGAAGAAAAUGAUGAACAAAAAGAUGUUUUGUAUGAGGUUGUAAAGUUAAUUAAGGAUCAAUCAUCUAAACCAUCAGCAGCUGAUGUUGAGGAUAUUUGGUUUGGAAGUGGCAGUGUUACCAGUUCAAUCAAAUCAGAAGGAACUAUAUCAAAUUCUUUGGAAGGAAAAAGUGGCUAUGUGGUUCGGGGUUUGGUUAAUCUUGGGAAUACAUGCUUCUUUAAUUCAGUAAUGCAGAAUCUUCUGGCUCUGGACAGGCUAAGGGACUACUUCUUGAAUAUGGAUGCAUCCAUGGGGCAGCUAACUAUUUCUUUGAAGAAGCUUUUUGCUGAAACAAAACCGGAGAUGGGUUUGAAAAAUGCUAUCAAUCCAAAACCCUUCUUUGGGUGCGUUUGUGCUAAGGCUCCCCAGUUUAGGGGCUAUCAGCAACAUGAUAGUCAUGAGUUGCUCCGUUGCUUGCUUGAUGUGCUUUAUAUGGAAGAGUUAGCUCUGAAAAAACACACUAAUGCUUCUAAAAAUGAUAUUGUUACAGUAAAGCAGGAUCUUACAUUUGUGGAUGCUGUAUUUGGUGGUCAAAUUUCUAGUACUCUUUGUUGUGAGGAAUGUGGGCACUCCUCAACAGUGUAUGAACCAUUUUUAGAUCUCUCACUUUCAGUUCCAACCAAGAAAACCCCAUUUAAAAAGUCUCAACCAGUCUAUCGAGCAAAGAAAACGAAGUUGCCACCAAAAAAAGUUGGCAGGGUUCGAGGAAAAGUUAACAAAGGUGCAGAUCAGGCACCAGCUCAGGCUGUUACAACUCAAUUUCCAAGCAGUGAAUCUCCAGGCCUAGGACACGUAGCUGUGCCUCUGACAGAAACCAUGGUGGCAUCUUCCUGUGAUUCUUCACUAUCAAGUGCUAUUGGCCCAAGCACUGAGGCCAAUGAAAUCAGUUCUGCUUCACAGAAUCACCUAGAUGUCGUGGAGUCUCAGAAUGAACUAGUAAUGGAUGAUACAAUGAAGGAAAAUGCAGUUGGGGCCGAUGAUUUUACUUGGAUGGAUUACCUUGUAAUGGAGAAUACACACCAGGAAAACGGUGCCGGGGCUGGUGAUUUUACUUGGAUGGAUUACCUUCAACAAGAUGUAGUGGCUGACGAGAAUGAUUUGAUUUCUCAAAAUAACGAUAUUUCCCUUUUUCAAGAUUCUGAGGACAAGUAUCUGGUUCUGAAUGAAGCUUUAGCAGAAAGUCAUCAGGUUUCUUUACUCGAGGGGGAACGAAAUCAAAAACCACAUGAUUCUUCUGGAAACCUUCAAGAAGAUGAGCUUCCCUUGCUGGUUCAAGAUUCUGAAAUUCUAUUGCUUCCUUACAAGGAAGAAAGUGCCGGUAUUGAGGAGAGUGUGAGAGAAAAUGAGGCCUCCUCAUCAAAUGCAGGUCAUGGGCAAGAGGAAGUGGAGUUUGAUGGCUUUGGUGACAUGUUUAAUGAGCCUGAAAUUGCUGCAGGGCCCAGCAUUGGGCCAUCUUUGGCAAAUGAAGUUACUGAAACUGGUUUUUUGGCUGGGAAUAUCAGUGAUUCUGAUCCUGAUGAGGUUGAUGAUAGUGAUUCUCCAGUAACUAUAGAAAGCUGUUUGGCUCACUUCAUAAAACCAGAGCUUCUUUCUGAUGAUAAUGCUUGGAAUUGUGAGAAUUGUGCAAAAAUUCUGCAACGUCAGAAGUUUAAAGCAAAGAAGAAGCAGGCUAAGAUUUCAAAGAAUUUAACCAAUGGAGGUGAGACUCAAAGCCAAUGUGAACCACUGAGUUUAGAUAAGGAACUCCACUGUCCUAAUGGAGUUAGAUCCAUUAGUAAUGGAGAUAUAAGUAGUUCUGGUGAAAGCUUGGUUUUACAUAAUGAGAUAACUGAUUCUUUGAAUCAAAAUUGUAUAAAUGUUGAAAAUGGUCAAACAAGUGAGCUAAAUUCAGUUGUAUCUAGAUGCAAAGAAGGAAAAUCUCAGAUAGAAGAUGCAAAUCUGAUAAAAUCAAAUUCUUCAGUCUUGUCGAAAUCUUGCGGUCAAGAAAAAUCUGGGGGAAUCCAACCUGUUGGUUCUUGCUAUGUUGAAAAUCAUAAUGAUAAAUUUCAGCAGAGUAAUUCACUGAUGGCUGAAAACUGUCAAUCAGGGGAAAGUGAUAAUAAAGAGAUGGACUCUGAAAACGUGAAGGUGAAGAGAAAUGCAACAAAGAGGGUACUCAUAAACAAGGCCCCGCCUAUUCUGACUAUUCAUUUGAAGAGGUUCAGUCAGGAUGCUCGUGGUCGCUUAAGUAAAUUAAAUGGCCAUGUCAAUUUCAGAGAAACACUGGAUCUUAGAUCAUUUGUGGAUCCCAGGUGUGAAGACAGGGAUAAUUGUAUUUACCAUCUGGUCGGGGUCGUGGAGCAUUUGGGGACAAUGAGAGGUGGCCACUACACUGCAUACGUAAAAGGAGGUGAGAAGAGGAAGGAGAAGAACGAGACUGAACAUGUAAGUUCUCCGUGGUAUUAUGUGAGUGAUGAUUACGUGCGCCAAGUAUCACUCGAAGAAGUUCUCCGAUGUGAGGCGUACAUCUUAUUCUAUGAAAAAAUUUGAGAGAAGCACUUUGUUCCAUACUUGUUCUGUUUCUUAGUGACACCAGGGGGGCGGGCUAAAAGUAGCAGACCCCCAGAGAAGAAAGAAAUACAAGAAAGGCCGAGGUGAGUGUACAACAACAAUUACCAUACAAUGAUAUACCCAUUUUUGACAUGAAAUUAUAUCCUCAGAAAAGCUUCAGUAUUCCUUUUUUAAUUAGUCUUAGUGCCUUGAAAACUCAGUUCCUGAUUAAUUGAUGUUAUUUUUUGUUGGAAUUUACUUGUCAAAUUGCUACAUUGGCUGUUUUCCAGAUGAAUAUUCCAAUUAAUGAUGAAGCUGUGGCUAAAGUUUUGCAUUAACAGUUGGAAAAUAUGAGCUUUGGAUUGAAUUUCAUCUUGUGAUAGCAUUUGCUCAUU
This is a messenger RNA of Durio zibethinus, 3765 nucleotides long. RefSeq names its product ubiquitin carboxyl-terminal hydrolase 2-like. NCBI's taxonomy places the organism in Eukaryota, Viridiplantae, Streptophyta, Magnoliopsida, Malvales, Malvaceae. Gene Ontology annotation, cellular component: cytosol; nucleus. Gene Ontology annotation, molecular function: zinc ion binding; cysteine-type deubiquitinase activity. The record is from RefSeq and is a predicted model, not a curated record. Gene Ontology annotation, biological process: protein deubiquitination.